This is a messenger RNA of Zygotorulaspora mrakii, 4932 nucleotides long. It is a transcript of the gene DNF3, whose product is annotated as aminophospholipid-translocating P4-type ATPase DNF3. NCBI's taxonomy places the organism in Eukaryota, Fungi, Ascomycota, Saccharomycetes, Saccharomycetales, Saccharomycetaceae. The record is from RefSeq and is a predicted model, not a curated record. Gene Ontology annotation, cellular component: plasma membrane. Gene Ontology annotation, biological process: endocytic recycling; intracellular protein transport; phospholipid translocation. Bases 1 to 4932 code for a protein of 1643 amino acids. The transcript has a single exon. Gene Ontology annotation, molecular function: magnesium ion binding; ATPase-coupled intramembrane lipid carrier activity; ATP binding.
AUGUCAAGUUCAUCUGGGAAAAGGAAAAGGUCAGUUUCAUUGCGCACGCAGAUGUUCAAUAAGCACUUAUAUGACAAGUUUUAUAAACGUAAGGAUCAAGGCAUUGAGAUGGAAGACAUACAGGAAAAUGGGGGGAACGAUUCCGAUGGUAACAACGGAAACAGAGAGGAGGAUGAAAUUUACGAAGAAUAUGAGGAGGAGCUUGAGGAGGAUGAAGAGUCCAAUAACCGAAGUACCAAACCUCCCGGUACAUUCACAAGAAUAUUGGAUGGUAUUAUGAAUAGAACAAGAGAAAUUCAUUCAAAGGAUGGCCGACAUAUACCCAUUAUUUUAGACCAUGAUACAGCGGAGUAUAAACAUUAUUCCUCGCCGAAGUGGGACCAGCUCAUAGAUGAGCGAUUAGGGGUACCGUAUUGUAAAAAUAGGAUAACUUCAUCCAGAUACACUGUUUAUACCUUCUUUCCUCGACAGAUCUAUGCUCAAUUUUCAAAGAUCGCCAAUGCAUAUUUUUUCCUGGUGGCUAUUUUACAAAUGGUUCCAGGUUGGUCUACUACAGGUACUUACACAACAAUUAUCCCUUUAUGCGUAUUUAUGAGUAUUUCAAUGGCAAGGGAAGCGUGGGAUGAUUUCAGAAGGCAUCGCCUAGAUAAAGAGGAAAACGAAAAAGAGGCGGAGGUGCUUCUCAAAAUUAAGGUUGGAUCGAGGCCUUCCUCACAAGAGUCUGCAUUGUCCAAGAGUACUAAAACCGAGCAUGCAAGAAGCUUUGCUAGUUUGAAUGUUACUAAUCAGUCAAAAUCUGGUCCAAAUUUCACUCAAUUUAACAACUUCGAAAUGCUAAAGGAAAGACAUAGCGUUUUCACCGAAAAGAAACAAUGGCAAAACUUGCGUGUUGGAGAUUUUGUCCUGUUAAAACAGGACGACUGGGUCCCCGCGGAUAUGUUGCUAUUGGCUUGUGAUGGAGAUAACAAUGAAUGUUAUGUUGAAACCAUGGCGUUAGACGGAGAAACAAAUUUGAAAAGUAGACAACCUCAUCUGGAACUAUGUAAAUUGGCACGUUCUGCUUCCGGCCUCGCAAACAUAAACACAAAGGUUACCGUAGAGGAUCCCAAUAUUGACCUUUAUAAUUUCGAAGGUAAUUUGGAAAUGCGUGGCAAUCAGAACGGCUCGUUAUUGAAGUUUCCUUUAGGCCCAGAAAAUGUUAUUUAUCGUGGUAGUAUUCUGAGAAACACACAAAACGUAGUUGGAAUGGUUAUCUUCACGGGUGAAGAAACCAAAAUCCGUAUGAAUGCUCUAAAGAAUCCUAGGGUAAAGGCCCCAAAAUUGCAGAGAAUUUUGAAUGGAAUUGUAGCAUUCAUGGUCCUUGUUGUCGCAUGUGUGUCAUUUUUCUCAUAUUUGGGCCAUGUUCUCGUUAAUAGAAAAUUCAUUGAUCAAAACCAAGCAUGGUAUUUAUUGCAAACCGAUGCAGGUGUUGCACCAACUAUUAUGUCAUUCAUCAUCAUGUAUAAUACCAUGAUUCCUUUAUCCUUAUACGUCACAAUGGAAAUAAUAAAAGUCAUGCAAAGCAAAUUGAUGGAGUGGGAUAUCGAUAUGUAUCACGCAGAAACAAAUACACCUUGUGAGUCUCGAACAGCCACAAUUUUAGAAGAACUGGGACAGGUAUCAUAUAUUUUCAGCGACAAGACAGGCACUUUGACGGAGAAUAAGAUGAUAUUUCGAAAAUUCUCAUUAUGUGGUACAUCUUGGCUCCACGAUGUGGACCCUGGAGACGAACCUAUUAAAGCAGUUACAUCUAGAGUAAACAAUGAUGUUGAAGUGAUAUCAUAUGAUAGUCGUGGUAUCCUUGAUCAAUUUAGUCUUCAAAAUGAUUCUAAUGAUGAUCAUUCUGUUCAUGGAGUGUUUGCCGGAAGAAAAUCAGUAGAAUACAAGGGAAACUCUACAGCAACAUAUACCGGCAGACCAAGUAUGAAAUCCUUAUACGGAAAAGGAGACCCCACCUUGUUUUCGACUAAGACUCCUCAGACUACCGAGGGUCCAGCCCCUUUAAAGACAUCAUAUGAAUUGAUAGAAUAUGUUCAAAAACAUCCACAAACAGUAUUUGCUCAAAAAGCUAAAUUUUUUAUUCUGUCACUUGCUUUGUGUCACACAUGUUUACCUAAAAGAAAUGAAAACUUUCCUGAAAGAGAGGAUGCCAUAGAAUACCAAUCAUCUUCGCCGGACGAACUUGCACUGGUAACUGCAGCAAGAGAUUUGGGAUAUAUGGUAUUCAACAGAAAUGCCCAGUCACUUACGAUUAAAACCUUUCCAAACGGCUUCGAGGACGAACCACAACUGGAUGAUUAUGAAAUUUUGAAUUACAUCGAUUUCAAUUCCCAAAGAAAGAGAAUGUCGGUGCUAGUAAAAAUGCCCAAUGAACCUGAUAGAGUAUUACUCAUCUGUAAAGGUGCUGAUAAUGUGAUCUUCGAAAGACUAUCCAAUCGUGAUGUGGCAUUUCAGAAGCUAAAUGAAGUAAAUGCUAACACAAAAGAACGCAAAGAUGCUGAAGCAGAACUUAUCAUUCAACAAAGAAUGUCUCUAGAGCGACUUGCAAAUGAGGAUGAUGUUAUUAACAACAAACUUAGAUCGUCAUUAUCAAGCGCUUCGAAAGGUAGUCUGUCUCUACAAGCUGUCAGAAAAAGUAUGUCUCGAAAUGCCAACAAUCGCCAUGAUCCAGAGAUGCAGAUUGAUUCAAUCGAUCAAUUUUUGAAUACCAUUAAGCGAAAUGAUGAUGAAAUUGGGGAUGUAAUUAACCAAAGCAGAAAAUCGUUGCACAAGCAGCAACAGGAAAAGUAUGGAUCCAGAAAGUCGGUGGACCAUGGCCAAGCUUCAAAUGGGUCGCCUCACAAGAAUGUGUCCCAACACGGUGGAGUUCCUUCUUACACAAAUAGUAUCCUUAAUUACAUUGGGGACGAUAACUUGAUGAGUAACGAAGAAUUUGUCAUUGAAAGGACUCUCCAAGCCAUUGAUGAGUUCUCAACCGAAGGUCUGAGAACUUUGCUGUAUAGCUACAAAUGGAUAAGUACAAGUGAAUACGAUGAAUGGGCCCAGCGAUAUCACAAAGCUAAAACAUCACUAACAAAUCGCAAAACCAAAAUAGACGAAGUUGGUGAAGAAAUUGAGGAGGAACUGCACUUACUGGGAGCAACCGCAAUAGAAGACAAGCUUCAAGAAGGUGUAGCAGAGUCCAUAGAGAAGAUAAGACGAGCUGGCAUACACAUGUGGAUGUUGACCGGAGAUAAAAGAGAAACAGCCAUUAACAUUGGAUAUUCAUGCAAGCUUAUUUACGAUUAUUCUACUGUAGUCAUAUUAACUACCAACGAUGAGAAUAUCGUUUCAAAAAUGAAUGUGAUCACGCAGGAAAUUGAAUCUGGAAAUGUUGCGCAUUGCGUUAUUGUUAUCGAUGGUGCAACUCUAGGUCUAUUUGAAAACAAUCCCACUCUCAUGUCUGUUUUCAUCGAACUUUGUACCAAAACUGACUCUGUGAUAUGCUGUCGUGCCUCGCCGUCUCAGAAAGCUUUAAUGGUAAGUAAUAUUCGCAAUACGCGCAAAAAUUUAGUUACUUUGGCCAUAGGUGAUGGUGCAAAUGACAUUGCCAUGAUCCAAUCUGCUGAUAUAGGAAUCGGUAUUGCAGGUAAGGAAGGGUUACAAGCAUCGAGAUCAUCUGAUUAUUCCAUUGCUCAAUUUAGAUUUUUAACCAAACUUCUUUUUGUGCAUGGCCGCUACAACUAUAUUCGUACUUCCAAAUUUGUUCUUUGUACUUUUUACAAAGAAAUUGCAUUUUAUUUGACCCAGUUAAUUUAUCAGAGAUAUACAAUGUUUUCUGGUACUUCUCUUUAUGAAUCAUGGUCUUUAUCUGUCUUUAACACUCUUUUCACAUCAUUACCGGUGCUAUGUAUUGGUAUGUUUGAGAAAGAUUUGAAGCCAGUUACUUUACUAACAGUGCCAGAGCUUUACACUACUGGAAGGCUGUCUCAGGCAUUCAAUCUUUCGAUAUUUCUACAGUGGAUUAUUUUAGGAACCUGCAACUCCCUUUUAAUUACAUUUUUAAAUGUUAUCGCAUGGGGUGAGACAUCAUUGAGCGACAACACUUUAUAUCCUUUGGGAGUUGUAAACUACACUGCACUCAUUUUUCUAAUUAACAUCAAAUGUCAAUUUGUGGAGACGCAUAAUAGAAAUUGGUUGGCCUUUACUUCUGUCAUAAUUUCAUGCAUUGGAUGGCUUCUGUGGUGUUGCAUAAUUCCGCGGCUUCAAAAAGCAGGUAAAAUAUAUGAUGUGCAACAUGGUCUCUACGAAACUUUCGGAAACGACAUAACGUUCUAUGCUACAGUUCUCGUUUUAAUUUCCUUACCGAUAAUGGUUGAUAUUGUUUAUAAAACAUUCAUUGUUAUGAUUAGACCAACCGAUACUGACAUUUUCGCAAGAUUAGAACAGAGAAGUGAAGUUCGCAAAAAAUUGGAAUUUGGGGCUUAUAACGAAAUGAAACAGGGUUGGACUUGGGAAAGAGAUCCCGGAACGUUUAAAACGUAUAGGGAUAGGGUCUUCUCACCCAGAUCCAGAGCAAAUUCCAGUGCAAGUAGCAAAAAUGAAUCGCAAAUGGAAAAUGGGAGAACAAGGACCAAUACAACGUCGACAAGCGAUCCUGAAAAUAUCACUUCCAACAAAGGAGAAUGGGCUUUGAACAAUUAUGAUAAUGAUAAGUAUGAGAUGUUGCCAAGUGGCAAACUAAUCAAAAGACAAAUUGCUGAGGAAGAUAUCGAUUCAAAUAAAAAUGGUAAAUCAAAAGAUAAAAGAACUUCAAUCAUCCCAAAAAAACUGAGAUUUACACUGAAGGAUAACGAUGAAGAGGACGAAGAAAUUAGAGCGAUCAUUGAACAAAGGAUGCAUGAUCUCGAGUGA